AUGCCCAUGGUCGACUACCCGGCCCUGUCUCUGUCUAAAGCUCUGCUGACCAGCCGGCUCACAGUGCUGCACCUUCACAAUGCCCAGCUCAGUGGCAUGCCACUAUACACCUUGGUUGGUGCACUGAAGAUGAACCGGGCUUUGCAAAAGCUCCACCUGACCAACAACUUGUUGAACAGCUACCAGGAUGCUCUGCAGCUUGGAGACCUGCUACGCUACAACACCACUUUACAGACUCUGGAGCUCAGCAACAAUGCUGUAGCAGAUGCUGGUCUGGAGGAACUGUGUGAUGGUCUGAGGUGGCAGACAGUAGGUCUGAAGGUCUUAUUGCUGAGGAACAACCAGAUCACUGCAAAGGGAAUGGUGCAUCUGGCCAAGACUCUGCCUGUGCUGAAGGUCCUGCAGGUCCUGGAUUUGGCUGAGAACCUCCUGGGGAACGAGGGCAUCCAGGUGAUCAGGACGCCUCUCAUGGUGAACUGCUCAGUGCUGCAGCUCGGCUUGGCCCAAGCCAACAUCACCUGUGAAGGUGCUGUGGCAUUGGCCGAGUUCCUUGCAGAGAACCGUUACAUUCAGCGCCUUGACCUCCGUCAGAACAAGGUGAAGGUUGGGGGCCUAAUGGCCUUGUGUCUGUCCCUGAGGAUAAACCAUUCUCUUGCUUAUCUGGAUUUGGAUGAUGCAACCCCAGAGGAGCAGGCCUUGUGCAGUGGCUCCUCUUUUGGAACAAUGGUUUUCGGUAGCCGCAUCUAG
Molecule: messenger RNA, 747 nt
Organism: Paralichthys olivaceus (Japanese flounder)
Lineage: Eukaryota; Metazoa; Chordata; Actinopteri; Pleuronectiformes; Paralichthyidae
Source: RefSeq, a predicted model, not a curated record